AUGCGUGAAAUUUGUCAUUUACAAGCUGGCCAAUGCGGAAAUCAAAUUGGUGCAAAGUUUUGGGAAGUCAUUUCCGACGAACACGGCAUUGAUCCAACCGGAUCAUAUCAUGGAGAUUCUGAUCUGCAAUUAGAACGAAUCAAUGUCUAUUAUACUGAAGCGCUUGGUGGUAAGUAUGUACCUCGAGCAAUUCUUGUGGAUUUGGAACCUGGUACCAUGGACUCAGUGAGAUCUGGUCCUUUUGGUCAAAUUUUCCGACCGGAUAACUUUGUUUUUGGACAAUCUGGAGCGGGCAAUAAUUGGGCCAAAGGACAUUAUACAGAAGGUGCAGAGCUAGUGGAUUCAGUUUUAGACGUAGUCAGGAAAGAAGCAGAAAGUUGCGAUUGCUUGCAAGGGUUCCAACUGACCCAUUCGUUAGGCGGAGGAACUGGUUCCGGGAUGGGCACACUUUUGAUAUCCAAAAUUCGUGAGGAAUAUCCGGACCGUAUUAUGACCACAUACAGUAUUGUUCCUUCACCCAAGGUAUCAGAUACCGUGGUGGAACCGUACAACACCACAUUAUCCGUGCACCAGCUUGUGGAGAACACCGACAAAACGUUUUGCAUCGACAACGAAGCGCUGUACGACAUAUGCUUCCGGACUCUAAAGCUCACCACACCCACGUACGGUGACUUGAACCACUUGGUGUCAGCGGCCAUGUGCGGCGUAACGACGUGCUUCCGGUUCCCCGGACAGCUCAAUUCCGAUCUCCGAAAACUGGCCGUCAACAUGGUGCCGUUCCCGCGUCUGCAUUUCUUCAUCACUGGGUUCGCACCGCUCACAUCCCGUGGCAGCCAGCAGUACCGUGCACUGACCGUCCCUGAACUGGUGCAGCAAAUGUUUGACGCUAAAAACAUGAUGGCUGCGUGCGACCCGCGCCACGGCCGGUACCUGACAGCCGCCAGCAUAUUCCGCGGCCGUAUGUCCAUGAAAGAGGUGGACGAGCAGAUGCUCAACGUGCAGACAAAGAACUCCAGCUACUUCGUCGAGUGGAUACCCAACAACACGAAAACCGCAGUGUGCGACAUACCACCCAGGGGCCUGAAGAUGUCGGCCACGUUCAUCGGCAACACAACAGCCAUACAGGAGAUGUUCAAGCGCGUGUCCGAGCAGUUCACGUCCAUGUUCCGGCGCAAGGCUUUCUUGCAUUGGUACACCGGCGAGGGCAUGGACGAGAUGGAGUUCACCGAGGCAGAGUCCAACAUGAACGACCUGGUGUCCGAAUAUCAACAGUACCAAGACGCGACCGUUGAUGAGGAAGGCGAAGGAGAUGACGACGAUGAGGACGCAGAUGCAUAA
Messenger RNA from Macrosiphum euphorbiae (potato aphid), 1338 nucleotides. Lineage: Eukaryota; Metazoa; Arthropoda; Insecta; Hemiptera; Aphididae. The record is from the annotation of a GenBank genome assembly.